Messenger RNA from Ooceraea biroi (clonal raider ant), 990 nucleotides. It is a transcript of the gene ND-19, whose product is annotated as NADH dehydrogenase [ubiquinone] 1 alpha subcomplex subunit 8. Gene Ontology annotation, cellular component: respiratory chain complex I. The record is from RefSeq and is a predicted model, not a curated record. Gene Ontology annotation, biological process: mitochondrial electron transport, NADH to ubiquinone. Lineage: Eukaryota; Metazoa; Arthropoda; Insecta; Hymenoptera; Formicidae.
AUAUCGAUAGAAUAAACAGACCGAAGGUAGUGACUUGAUGCUAGGUUAUCGUCCGAUAUAAACGUAGUACGUUUUGCAAUUUUGCAAUUUCGGCAGCAGUGUCGAGGAAUUUCGAGCCGAAACGUCUUCCACUGUCGAUUCCAUCGUAAAUGACAAGCCGUCACGUCGUAGUGCCACUGUAAGAAAAUAUGGCGACGGCGAACAUCAAGCUGCCCGAGGAGAGCGAACUGACUGUUCCAGAAUUGAACGUCAGCUGGCCGGUGCUCCAAAGUGCUUCUGUUUAUAUCGGCAAGGCCUGCGAAGGGUGCAAUAAUGAAUUUAUGCUAUGUAGACAGGAAGAAAACGAUCCACGUAAAUGCAUCAAUGAGGGAAAAGAGGUAACUGCUUGUGCGCUAAAAGUUCUUAAACAAAUGAAAAAACACUGCCUGGAGGAGUUCAAUAUGUACAUGCGUUGCCUCGAGAGGUCAUCGGGAACCCUGGAGCUUAAUCGAUGUCGGCAGACGCAAGCUGUAUUGGACGAUUGCGUUCUUAAAAAAAUGAACAUGGAACGCCCACCCUUCGGAUACUUUUGUGAGGUCAGGGUGCACGAUACCAAGAGACCACGACCGAAACCGAGAGAUCAGAUGAUAGAAUUUCCAGAUCCUGUUCCAGGAUUGAAAGACGACGUACCACGUGAGAAAGCUAAAUAUCACAACCGCUUUUGGUAUAAAAAUUAAGUCUCUUAGCAGAUACAACUAGUACCUUGAUUGCUCUGCAAGAGUUACGUUUGUUAGACUCGAGAUGCACUAGAUAACUACGUAAAUAUGAAAAUUGGGCGUAUGCAACUUGCAGUGUGCUCUCGAACGUUGGUUUCCUAUAAAACUGUAUAGAAUUGCUGUUGUACACGUCUUGUGAAUAUAAAACUUGUAAGCAGCAAAGUGAUAAUUUGCUUAAUCAUUGUUGUUACACCUUACGAUUGUACAAAUAUAGAUAUAAAGCACUAUAAAAUGC